CAUAACACGUUCCAGUAGAGCUCUCUUUUUUUCUCCUUGGACUAUAUGAGACCACAUCAGGCCGAUUUUCACACAGCAAAACUUCAACAUGAUUUUUCAAGCGCUUUUCCAAUGCUUGGAUAUUAGUGGCUGGCUGUUGUUUGGUUUUGUUGUGCUGCUGCUGACAGAUGUGGUCCGAAACCGGAGACCUCCUAGUUUCCCGCCCGGACCCUGGGCUCUGCCUUUUCUCGGGAAUGUCUUCACCCGAGCCGACGACAAAUCAAUGGAGAAUCUCGCAAAGAAGUACGGUCCAGUGUUCAGUCUGAGGACCGGCGGCCAGAGGAUGGUGUUUAUUUGGGGUUACAAGACGGUCAAAGAAGCUCUCGUCAUCCAGCUGGACAGCUUUGUUGAUCGUCCCAUUGUCCGACUCUUCCACGAGUACUUUAAAGGCGGCAUCGUAAUGAGCAAUGGCUACCACUGGAAGAAGCAAAGGAAAUUUGCCAACACUCACCUGCGUUACUUUGGAGAAGGUCACAAGUCACUGGAAAAAUACAUUGAAGUCGAAUGUAACUUUAUUUGUGAAGCUUUCAAAGAGGAGCAAGGAAAGCCGUUCAACCCUCAGUACACCAUAAUAAAUUCAGUGAGUAACAUCAUCUCAUCUGUGGUCUUUGGACGCCGCUUUGAGUACAGUGACGGGACCUUUCGCAAGUUCCUACAGUUGGACACUGAGGCCAUCGCGCUUGCCACCUCAGAGGUUAUACAGCUUUACGAUGCCUUCCCCCGUCUGCUCAAGUACCUGCCCGGUCCCCACCAGAAGGUCCACGCCAACUACAGGGAGAUCAUGGUCUUCCUGGGGAAGGAAGUGGAGAAGCACCAGGAAGAGUGGAACCAAGAAGAACCCCGGGAUUAUAUUGAUGUGUACCUUGGCGAGAUAGAGAAGGGGAAGGAAGACCCCCAGGCCAGCUUCAACAUUGAAACCCUGCUGGUUUGCCUCCUUGACCUGGUGGAGGCCGGCACAGAAACCGCCGCCACAACCUUGCGCUGGGCUCUAGUCUACAUGCUGCACUACCCAGAGAUACAGAACAAAGUCCAGGCAGAGAUCGACAGGGUGAUUGGACAGGCUCGCCAACCCACGAUGGCCGACAGACCCAACCUGCCCUACACGGAAGCCGUCAUCCACGAAACUCAAAGGAUUGGGAAUAUUCUUCCCUUUGGAUUCCCCAAGAUGGCCAGUCACGAUGCUACACUGGGAGGAUAUGUCAUCCCAAAGGGCACACCCAUCACCACCAUCCUCACAUCCGUGCUUCAUGACAAGAAUGAGUGGGAGACCCCAGAUGUCUUCAACCCUCAGCAUUUCUUGGAUUCAGAUGGCCAUUUCCGCAGAAGAGAUGCAUUUCUACCAUUCUCAGCAGGUAAGCGUGCGUGUUUGGGGGAGCAGCUGGCCAGAAUGGAGCUCUUUCUUUUCUUCACGACUCUGCUACAACGCUUCACCUUCACUGCCAUUCCGGGGGAGAUGCCAAACCUGCAGGGCGUGAUGGGCUUCACACGUUCCCCUGAAGAGUUCAGGUUGCUUGCGGUGCCUCGCUGAUGUCCUUCAUCCGCUUCCAUCUCAUCUCCCAACCACAGCAGUUAUACAGCUCACUUUUAAGGCAGCAUAGCAUGCACUGUCUUCUAGUGCCUAUGCGAAAAGUCUGCAUGGUCCAAUGAAAGAUCUUACGCUAUUCUUCCUUUGGUUUCUUGCAAUGAAACUCUUUUGAAUUUACAAGUCUGUCAGGUUGUUGAUUCAUUCUCAAUGUAUUGGCAAGACACACAUCUCAUGAUACUUAGUGUACACAAUACUACGCUAUCCUAUAAGACAGAGGUGUUUAAAGUUUUUUCAAUGGUACAUAUAAUUUAACAAGAAAACUAAAUAAAAACAACAGCAAAAUGGAAAAAUCUGCAGUCAUUUUACAAGAAUAAAGUCAAUCAUUUGAAUGAAUUCAAACUAGUCACAAAAACUGCAUCUCAGCUUUGUGAUGUAGGUGAAAAAGUCUAUUGUUACUAUCAAUUUACAAGUCCAGGGUGUAUGCCGCCUCUCGCUCAAACACAGCUGGGAUAGACUCCAGCAUACCCGUGACCCUAGUGAGUACAGGUGGUACAGAAAAUGGAUGGAUGGAUAGUAUCAACUUUGUUCGUUGCUCUUUUUUUCCUCAAUUAUGGUGUUUUGCUGAACUUUCUUCUUAAAUAAUCUUCAAAAAUGUUCUUCUCAUAAUAUUAUGACUUUAUUCCCAUUAUAUUAUAACCUUUUCCCCAACCUAAUUUUUCAAAAAUGACAACUUUAUUUUUUUUUGUUUUUUGUUUUUAAUAUAAUGACUGUAUGCCUGUAAAAUUGCUACUUUUUUCUCGUUAGAAUACUAUUUUUUUCAUAAUAUUUGGACUUUAUUCUCAUCAAAUUACAUAUUUCUUACAUUACAUUUUAAUGUUCCAUCUAUUUCAACUUUCUUUCAGUAAAUUUUCUUCUCAUAAUUAUGACGUUAUUCCCAUAAUAUUUUGACUUUAUUCUUGUAACAUAACUUUUUACACAACCUAAUCUCCCAAGAAUAACAACUUUAGUCAUUGCUGUUUUUGUUUUUCAUAACAUUCCAACUUUAAAAAACAUCUUCCUUUAAUAUUUCAACCUUAUGCUAGGAAAAUGACAUUAUUUUCUUCAUAAUAUUGUUAUUCUCGUAAAAUUACGACUUUACUAACACUAAUUAUUACUGUAUUUACUUGGUAUCGGCUUGAUGGUUGAUACCAACAUUUUCAGUAUCGCCCACCCAUAUCUUUGGCGCAAUAAGACAGAAGACUGUAAGUUUGUACUAUGGCGGGCUAGCGCUCUCCAGUGUUCAUUGCAUGAAUCAAAGCGAGUCAUUGCAGUAAUGCAGGUCAGAGGCGGCGGCGGUGGUGGGUGGGGGGCGCUACAACCUGCACUUGUCUGUGUUCCAUUGACUACCAGAAAACCACAUGUAUACAAG
Dunckerocampus dactyliophorus (ringed pipefish) is the source of this 2972-nucleotide messenger RNA. Its product is annotated as cytochrome P450 2J2-like. The coding region runs from base 89 to 1567 and encodes 492 amino acids. The record is from RefSeq and is a predicted model, not a curated record. The transcript has 9 exons. Gene Ontology annotation, biological process: xenobiotic metabolic process. NCBI's taxonomy places the organism in Eukaryota, Metazoa, Chordata, Actinopteri, Syngnathiformes, Syngnathidae. Gene Ontology annotation, cellular component: cytoplasm; intracellular membrane-bounded organelle. Gene Ontology annotation, molecular function: oxidoreductase activity, acting on paired donors, with incorporation or reduction of molecular oxygen, reduced flavin or flavoprotein as one donor, and incorporation of one atom of oxygen; iron ion binding; heme binding.